AUGGCGUACAACCGGCCCUACGACCCAGACGCUCUCCCCAGGUAUGUCUCAGCCUUGGAAGCUCCAAACGUCAUGGACUGCCCCGCCGCUCAGCGUCCGGCAGCGCAGCAUCACCCUGCUGCUACCUCUCGACCGCCGCCUUCGCCAUCCAACGACGCGAAUGGUGCAGACCCAACGCUGCUGCCACUGUUUAGGGCUGUGGAUAAGGAUGGAACCGGUCACCUAUCCGAAAAGGAGCUCUCAGCGGCCCUUGUCAACGGCGAUUGGACCGCCUUCGACAUCCAGACGGUCCGCAUGAUGAUUCGCAUGUUCGACUCGGACCGCAGCGGCACAAUUGGCUUCCAGGAAUUCUGUGGCCUCUGGUCCUUCCUCGCCUCGUGGCGCACGCUCUUCGACCGCUUCGACGUCGACCGCAGCGGCAACAUCUCUCUACCUGAAUUCACCGAUGCUCUCAUUGCAUUCCGUUACCGACUCAGCCCGCAGUUUGUCGAGCUGCUGUUCCGUACGUACGAUAAGCGCGGCGAGGGCGUCAUGAGCUUUGAUCUGUUUGUUCAGGCGUGCAUCUCGCUGAAGCGUAUGACGGACGUGUUUAAGAGAUACGAUGAUGACAGGGAUGGCUACAUUACUUUGAGCUUUGAGGAUUUCCUGAGCGAGAUUUUGAAGCAGAUGAAAUGA
Molecule: messenger RNA, 675 nt
Organism: Trichoderma harzianum CBS 226.95
Lineage: Eukaryota; Fungi; Ascomycota; Sordariomycetes; Hypocreales; Hypocreaceae
Exons: 3
Coding region: 1-675 (224 amino acids)
Molecular function (GO): calcium ion binding
Source: RefSeq, a predicted model, not a curated record